Hydractinia symbiolongicarpus is the source of this 4800-nucleotide messenger RNA. RefSeq names its product laminin-like protein epi-1. Bases 16 to 3735 code for a protein of 1239 amino acids. NCBI's taxonomy places the organism in Eukaryota, Metazoa, Cnidaria, Hydrozoa, Anthoathecata, Hydractiniidae. The transcript has 19 exons. Gene Ontology annotation, cellular component: basement membrane. The record is from RefSeq and is a predicted model, not a curated record.
CUUAAAACUUAACAAAUGCAAAGUGAGACCAAGAUUGCAAGAUGGAGUCAUACAUUUGGAUUUGAUGUUGUGCGAAAGACAAACUUGUUUAAAGAUCCCGAUCUGCUUUUGCAACUACCAGUGUUAAAUGACAUGGCGGAGUUAAGCAGAAAACAGAUAGCACUGACACUUGAAGUAACUGCUACUACAACCAGCAAUUAUCAUCUUGUUGUGACCUAUUUUAAUCCACACCUACGCACAUACAGACUCCAAAUGUAUGACGGUGAAAGUGGAAAGCGGGGUUACAUUGAAGCCAUCCCUUGCUUGUAUCAAUUCUUAUGUCGAGUUGUUGUUCUACAUACCAAUGGCUAUCCAUUGUCGCUUCGAUAUGAAAUCAACCAAACUUCAGAAAUUACAUUCAUCGGAAAUAUAAGAGAUUCACUGGCUAUCGAUUACAUCUCAUUGCUGCCCACAGAAGAAUGGUCACCAGAUUACUUGCUACCUCACAAGCUGUGUUACAUGAAAAACAAUGUUUGUUUACAAAAUGAGAAAUUUCAAACUCCUCAAGACUCAGUACCAAUAACACCAGCAUCUGCUAAUCCAGCAAAUCCUUUAACAAAUUCAGUGUAUGCUGUCUCUGAGAAAUCAGUUUUUUUCACAGCUUCACUUUUAAAACAAGCCACUUACUUUCUGGUAUACCAGUACUACCAACCCAAUCUUCCCAGCUUUCACGUUAAAAUCAAAAUCAUACAAGGCACUGUCAAAGAUUAUGGCUUGGUAAAAGUACAGCAUUGUUCGGCUAAUUCAGGAUGUCGUGGUGUUUAUAAGAAUGGGGCGUUACAAGGUGACGUCACAGUGGUGUUUGAGAUUCCAACAGGGAAAGAACUAUGGAUUGACUCUACGUUUUUGGUUCCUGAGGCCACUUUCCUAGAAGAUGUUUUGUUACCUAAACGAACUGAAUUCCCAACAAAGUUUAAACGUUCAUGUUUGGACAAAAAUUCACUCCCUUUAAUGAAAGCACCCGAGGGAUUCUGUAUGCAAGCAUUGGUCACACUAACAUCGGAGUUUACAAACAAGACCUAUCGAUGCAACUGCAACCAACGAGGUUCAUUGACACUAGAUUGUGCAAAAAUAGGUGGCCAGUGUAGCUGUAGGAAGGGUGUAGUUGGAAAAAAUUGCGAUAAAUGCCAAACGGGAUACUACGGUUUCCCUUAUUGUAAAGCUUGCAGCUGUUUCAUUGGAGGAUCAAUCAGUGCAGAAUGUGAUCGAUAUGGUCAUUGCAAAUGUACCCCGAAAUAUCACGGUCGUAAAUGUAAUCGCUGUGUUAAAAAUCACUGGGGAUUUCCUGAUUGUCGAGAAUGUUCUUGUGACUGGCGUGGCUCAUUUUCGUCAGCCUGUCGCGGUCACGAUGGUCAGUGCUCAUGUUCGCGCAACUAUGGUGGACAAAAGUGCGACAAAUGUCGAGUUGGAUUCUUUGAUUAUCCUUCUUGUCGAAGUUGUAACUGUAAUGCAGCCGGUAUCAUCACGACUGUGGCAACUCCGACCGGUUGCUAUAAAAAUGAUCCGAAUAGAUGUGAUUGUAAAACCAACGUGGAGGGAAGUUAUUGCGAAAGAUGUAAAGAAAAUUUUUAUGGACUUGAUGUUCGAAAUCCUUUUGGCUGUAAAAAGUGUAAUUGUUCGUCGUUCGGUACUGUGCGAGGCUCUGGGACAUGUCAUAAACAAACCGGACAAUGUGUAUGUCAGACAAAUGCCGCUGGUAUUAAUUGCGACUCCUGCCAAAAUGGUUAUUAUGUUGUAAAAACGGAUAAGAUAUUUAGCUGUCAACCAUGUCUUUGUAGCGCUGGUGGAUCAUUGCAUAACGUUUGUGAUAAAAUCACCGGACAAUGCAAAUGCAAAGCUCGUGUGUCCGGAUUAAAAUGCGAUCGAGUUACACCGGGUGACUAUUACUUGCCUUCCAUUGGACAGUUUGUCUUCGGAUCUAAAGACAUCACCCCCAGUGCAACUUUGGAAUACCUCGAUAGUUUUGAUGGUGCAAAAGUAAACGGAAGUUUUGCUUCCAUGCGUCAAACACUAGUUAUUGAGCCGAGUGGUUACAUCAGCGAUGUGGAUGCUGUUUCAACCGAUGGCUUUUAUUCAAACGUUAAAUUAGUGCACAAAAGAUCGUAUUAUGUGUUGAUUCAUUACGCGUUGUCAACGAAAGGUUCUAGAAUUGAUCUGGAGUUCACAAAAGACGGUGAAUAUAUUCUCGUGACACAUUACUUGAAAGCAAAGAAGACAUUAAAACCCACUGUCGACAUCGUUAAGAAAAAUAAUGCAUACUUUGUCUUACAACUACCCGAGGGAAAGUGGAACUUGCAAGUUGUGUUUUACGAAACCAUUUUAUUUAAUCAGCUCACGAUUGCACCUGUGGAACAUUUCAGCAAACAUAAAAUAUCACGAUCGAUUAAUAAUCCAUGCAUUUUACCAGAAUCUACGCGGUACUGUGCGUUAUACACGUAUUUUGAUGUAAAGAAGAUCGGUGCUGUUAUCGUAGAAGUGGAAAGCAUGGGAGAAAGCUCUUCCGAAUAUUUCGAUGUAAAGAAAUACCCAGCAGCUAGUAUUAAUGGUGCACUAUUGUUGAAAAGCGGCAAGAACUUCCGUUUCACUUCAUAUGUCGACCAAAACGAAGAUUUUUAUGUCAUCAUUCAAUAUUUGAAUAUGCUGAAAUACAGUGUUAAACUAGAAAUAGAGAUUCAGAAUGGCUACCUUGUUGAGACAGGUUUUGUAGAGUUGCCUCCAUGUUCCUAUGCAUUUGGUUGCCGUGAAACUGUUGUACUCAGCGACGGACGCAAAGCACCAUAUAAGGGAGGACGACGAAACAGAUAUAUUUCUUUGAAAAUAAUCAAAGGAAUUGAAAUCUUUAUCGAUUUUCUGUCAUUUGUACCAAGCAUACGAUGGAGUACAAAUCUAGUCACUCCAGCGUUUUAUUGUUUACGUCGUGGUUCAAGAUGUUUGGACAGUUCGUUCCCCACGACAAACAACAUGCUAACCAUCGAAGCUGAAUCUGCGAAAGGAGUUUCUUCCUUCAACAGCUCUCCCCCAGAUGGACAGGCCUCCACAGUAGCUUUUUUAGUUUCUAAACAUUCGAGACAUCUUCGUUGGUUAACACCUCUAAAGAUAGGAAAAUACUAUCUCAUAAUACAUUACUAUCAAACCUUGCAUGAGGAUUUUUUGGCGAAAAUCGUAUUAAGCACGUAUAAUAGCGCCGUUGCUGGAAAGGUAAAAUUUGAUCAUUGUCCAAGUAUGUACGGCUGUCGUACCGUCGUGUCCUAUUUUUAUGACGACGCAUUGCAGCUGUUUUUUAUCAGUGGUAACAUCUUAAAAGCGACGUUUACUAUGAAAACAACAAACCAAGUCUGGGUGGACCGAAUCACGUUUGUAUCUCCAGUAGAAUAUAACAACAAUCCGAAUAUACUAAAAGUUAGUCCACUGGAUUUAUCAAAGCGUUAUUUACGUAAAUGUGUCGGCCGCAAAGAUGUUUACAUCGAACAAGCAAACAAAGAUUUUUGUCGCUCAUCUGCGUUUGAACUAACUCUUGGAUUCAAUAAAAUUCCUCAACCCUGUAGAUGUAACCAGCAUGGUACAUUACCGUCUGCAAAAUGUGACGCUUAUGAUGGUCAGUGCACCUGUAAAGCUGGCUUUUAUGGUAGAGAUUGUUCGAAAUGUGAAGAUGGUUAUUUCCCAUACUGCAAACCGAGAAAAAAUCUUUACAGAUAAUAUGACGUGAAUAAAUAAAAAAGAAUCGUUGUUAUAAAUAUGCAGGAAAAUAACUGGACCAAGACAAUUACACAGUUUUCCUAUAAAAUAACACGCGUAGAAAGUGGUUGAAGAUGACGAGGUCGUAUGUCGCCAGCGGUGUGUCAAAAUGUUUGCGCACAACAUAAUUACAGGCUGAAAUCUUUGUUUUAAAUAAAGUUUUUUUGUCGCACGAAAAUGUUGUUGAAAUAACACCACGGUCGUAUUGCAGGUUGCCCGAUCUAUGAGCUCUGGGCUUUUUCUUUUUAUAUAUUUAUUUUUUAAGAAAUAUUCUUGUCCAAAAAGUCUGUGUUGCAUUGCAAAGAAAAGAAGGCAUUACCUUGCGAUAAACAAUGUGUUGCGUCGUUUUUUUGUGCAAGUUUUGUUUUUUUCUAUAAUGCAAGCCUGUCUAUUUUUCUAUGUUUCUUAGUUUUUUUCUGAGCCUCAUGUUUCUUAUUUACGUGUUUCCAAAAGAGAAAAAGACAUGUAUCGCACGUUUGCCGCAAUACGUUUGUCACAUGACGGUAGUCUUUAUUAGAAAUUAAACUUCCAACAUCAUCUCUCGUGACAAAGUACAAAUAAUUUUUAAGAGCAAGAAUUUGCGUAUUUUUAAUUUACAGCAGUUUUUUUAUGAUUGUAUUUACUAGAUAGAAAUAAAAAACAUUUUUAUCCGAAUAUCGUUAAAUUUAUGUGUACGAUCAUUUCUGAUGUUUUGGGUAUCAGCACCUCGAUGUUGGUGAAGAGAGUACAUCAAUGUCGAUGCAUCUUAAUUAAUUGAAGUGGUGUAUUAGUUGUAUAUUCAUCAAUUAAGGUUUAAAGACCUGAAGAAGUUAGGAAAAUGGAAUAAAAGAACAAUUGGUUCAAAGGGGCGGUCAUUUUUUAAACACUAUAUUUACUCAUUACAACUUUAUUAUAACACCACUGUAAAAUCUAUAUAGCUAUAUAUAAUGAGAAUAAUUUUAAUAUAUUACAAAUAUAUUGAUAAUUUAGUAAUUUUUAUUAUAUUGUUUACAUGUAUUUACAACAGAACUAUGAUUGUCGCUACGA